AGUCAGGAAAAGUUUAUCUACAUAGGAAAAAUUCUUCGAAUUAUUCCUCAUCAAAUGAGCAACAAAAUUAUCAAACAGUUGGAAAAUUUCAAGAUCUCAACUUUCCUCGGAGUCUAUUUGAGGAUACUAAGUUAGACCUAAAACUACUAUCGUCGUCAUCAUCAUCGCCAUCAUCAUCAUCAUCGGGCUAUAAUCAUAGCGUGUGCACCCUUGAAAAAGUAAAAUUUGCUUUAGAAAGGGCAGAGAAGGAAUCAUUAAAGAGGAAGCGCUCCGUAUCAGAAUCAGUACUACUUAUGUCCAUCACAUCAUCUCCUACUUCAAAUUCCUCAAUAUCAUCAAUCAAGGAUACAGAUAAUAUUACUGAUCAUGACAUGACUUCGUUCGCGAAUUCAUCAUUUGCUGCUGGUUGUCCAAGUUGUCUCCUUUAUGUGCUGAUAUCAAGGACUAAUCCUAGAUGUCCGCGAUGCAAUAUAAUUGUUCCAUCACCUGUACUUAGCAUGAAAAAACCUCGUAUUGACCUUAACAUAUCCAUGUAAACGUGAAGUCAUGGGAAGAACAACCACUGAGUUACGAUGAUUUUUGUAAAGAUAUAUAUAGAGAGAGAUACAUAGUCUUGUAAGUUACAGAACAUGAUAUAUUUAUAUACACAUAAGAUAUAGCAAAGAGAUUAUGUCAGCCCUUACUUUAAUUUUGUUGGUACGUAUAGAUGUAUGCUUGAUCAUUAUUCGGUUGGUUGGCACAAAUGUAACUCUAUUUUUGGCCUCUCCUGUUAUGGGUGAACUAUUCCUUUUUAGUA
This is a messenger RNA of Nicotiana attenuata, 796 nucleotides long. RefSeq lists its product as uncharacterized. Lineage: Eukaryota; Viridiplantae; Streptophyta; Magnoliopsida; Solanales; Solanaceae. The record is from RefSeq and is a predicted model, not a curated record.